CGUUUUUCUGCCACCUUUCGGAAUCUGGCAGUGUGGAGCUGCUGCUGCUGCACCAUACAUUAUUUUCCAAGGCCGCGCACACACCUAGAAAAGUUCUUGUAUAAUUUUCCGUCCUGUGGUUUCUAUCUUCAGCAACCCCUUUUCACCUUUUCCCUCAUGUCACGCAUAGCAAGACCUUUUCAUGUCAACCUCCACGAAGAUUCCGUGCAAGAGCCAGGCAUAGCACGGAUUUCUGGGCCCUAUCAAAGCACCGUCACAGCCUCUGCCUCUCCCAAAAAGCGUCUCGCUCGACUACCUAAUUCGUACACGCGGGAUGAUUCCAAUGGUCCAGCAGUGGCAGACGCUCCAAAACUGCAACGUCGGUCCGCAACGAAUCCGAUACCAGCAACAAAACGGCCGAGCAAAACAAGCAAGGCCACCUUGCGGUCAUCAACGUCUUCGACUGAAGAACUGUCAGAACCGGAGCCAAUACUUCGCUUCGGUUCGCCUAAAAUAAAACCUGCUCGGUCUUCUUACAACGGUUCUUCGCCGUCUCCUAGCGACCUUGCCAAGACAACCACGACUGCAACAACUACGCAUACAGCAACCACGACAAGCAAAAAAUCGCCCGCUUCCUUGUCUUCAUCAUCGUCAACAAAGGAGAACAUGGUCGUGGGUUCCAAAGUCGCUGUCCCUAGCAUGGGUGUAACCGGCACUCUGCAGUUCUUGGGACCAACAGAGUUCAAGCCAGGUAUCUGGGCAGGCAUCGAGCUAGAUGACUCUGGCACCGGAAAGAACGAUGGCUGUGUACAGGGUAUACGGUAUUUCACGUGCCCUCCCCAUAAAGGCCUUUUUAUCAGUGAUUCUAAAAUUGCCGCCCUCGACGUCGAUCAUUCGGAAGAAAAACCCGUAGCCACAAAAACGACAGCAGCGAUCAGCACCAGUUACAGCAGUACUACCACUGGUUUAUCGCCCCCUACCCAACGACGCAGCAGACAGCCGAUCCCUGAAAUCUCACGAUCGAGCAUUGUCUCUAGACGCUCCAAGACACUAGCAGCUUCGACUCGAAAGCCCAGCAAAACAUCCAUCAAUCGAUCAUCGGACACUGCUGCAAAAAAGACAUCGCGAUACUCGGUAGAUAAAUUGGCUGCUGUCGAACCAGUUCCACCAGUUCCUGACAUCAAUGCUCGAAAUGAUGGUGCACAAAAGGCUGAGCGACGUGUGUCUAGUGCACUUGGCCCGCAAAGCACUAGUCCAGAUGUAACAGCAACUCCUGCUGCUGCUGCUACUGCUGCUGCUGCUGCUGGCGCUGUCGCUGAAAAAGUUUCAUCAUCACCUGCAAACGGAGAAUCACAAAACACAUCAACAACCGCAGCAGCAGCACCAGCAGCGUCAUCACCAUCACCAGCGCCUGCUGCAAAGACUGUGUCUGAACAGGAACUGUAUCACAUCUACGAACUGCUGGAAAAGGUACAACGAGAAAAGGACAAGCUUACAUCUGAGAUCAGCAGCAAAGAGGCAGCCUGGGAGAGGCUAGUGUCGACCAAAGAAAGCUAUGCACUGCGGGUUAAGGAAAAGGAUGAAGAAUUAGCACGGCUGCAGCAACAAAUGUCCGACAUCCAACAGAAAUUUGAAACCGCACAGCAGCAGCUUCAGAAACAACAAACCUUGUUGGAUAAAAAUGUCAAGCAUGAUUCGUCACAGGAACAGUCGUUACGGCGGAUCGAAAAACUAGAAGGCAUCAUCGAAGAUAUGAAAGCCAAGACAGCCGGAACCAUUGAGACACAUGAGACACAGCUCCGCGAAUCCAAGGGACAGCUGGAUCACCUGCACCAUGCCUUGAAAGAGCAAGAAACUAUGUCUGCAGCAUUGGAGAGAGAAUGCGAAGAGCUACGGAAAGCCGGUCUAGAAGCAAUCAACGCCUACGAAACAUCUAUACUGGAACUGAAGAAGAAAAGCCAGCAGACAGAAGAAGAAAAGAGCGCACAGAUCGACGAGCUAAACAAAGUAGUUGCUGAUCUGCGCCGUGGCGAUUUUUCCGCUCUCGAUGACUAUGAUAGCCACGAUCGUUAUGCAGACGAGUGGCACGAUCAACGGAUACGAUUAGAAGAACAGCUCGAGCUGGCAACAGAUGAAGUCGAGCAAGAGCGGAUACGCAACCACACACUUGCUAACGAGAAUGACAAGCUUCGCAAAGAACUCCAGCUAUUCCAAAUGUCAAGUGCUUCAUCCGACGACAGAUUCGAUACCUUGCGACGAGAACUCGAGACUGAGCUACAGGACAAGCGUCGGUUGAUGGAAGAAGCGGAUGCUGCCUUUGAAGCUCAAGCCCGUGCCGAGGAUGAAAAUUACCAGAUGAAAAUGGCGCGCGUCAAGAUGGAACGGGAGUUGGAGGAGGCACAUCAGCAAAUCCAGCUUUUGCAAGAAGGCAACAGUGCUGCUAACGGUGAUGGUAUCAGUCCAGCUCACCAUGGUGAAGACGAAAACACCAACAACAUUCAAAUCGCUCAACUCUCGGCUCAGGUCAAAGAAGAACAGCAGGGAAGACAAGUGCUCCAGAAAGAGUGCGACCGACUCCGUGAAUCUCAAAAUGAACUGGAACGGGAGUGCAUGCGUUUGAUGGAUGAGCUUAUGGUUGUAGAACAAAAUGGAAGCAGCUCUCGUCCUGCUGCUGUUGAGGAUGGUACCAAUGCAGUCGAAUUGCGAAAGCAGAUCAAGUCGCUGGAGGAUAACCUCUUGCAAGAGCGAUUACGCUACAACGACUUGGAGCACACCAAGCGAACAGAAAUCACACAGCUCAGCACCGAACUUGCGGAACUGGAAACACUCAUUGAAAAUGGAGUUUUCGAAGACAACGAUCUACAGCAAGCACUCGAGACGGAACAAAAACGUGUUCAGUCAUUAGAGAAAGAGCUCAAGUCACUAAAGGAAGAAGCCAAGUCAUCAGUGCCCGAGAGUAAAUCAAGUGCACACGACGUAUCGAAAGAUUUAUACUGUGAACUGUGUGAAGUGCAUGGGCACGAUGUGUUAAACUGCACAGCCUUGCCAUCAUUUAACGGACACAAGAAACCAAAUGAAAUGUACUGUGAAAACUGCGAUAUCUCUGGAGUUCAUUCGACGGAGGAUUGCCCCAAGCAAGACGAGAUCUUCUAGAAGAAAAGCACAACCAUAAAACGCAUACCCCGCAACUCACUGCAUUCAUAAUUGUAAAUUCAUUACUACACCUUUGACAUUAGGUACCGAUAAUAUAGCUUGCUGCGCUUCAACCCCUUCCUUUAUAUAUAGUGUAGUUUACUCUUCUUGAUGCAUAAUAUUUUGUCGUUGUGAUUCAUUUCAACCUUUGUCAUGUACAUUACAUUUUCUUCCACAUACCAAUUAACACCAAAAACUCACAGAAUUAAAAAAAAAGUAUUACAGAAAA
Zychaea mexicana is the source of this 3400-nucleotide messenger RNA. RefSeq lists its product as uncharacterized. The transcript has 3 exons. Bases 157 to 3132 code for a protein of 991 amino acids. NCBI's taxonomy places the organism in Eukaryota, Fungi, Mucoromycota, Mucoromycetes, Mucorales, Lichtheimiaceae. The record is from RefSeq and is a predicted model, not a curated record.